This is a messenger RNA of Phyllopteryx taeniolatus (common seadragon), 2532 nucleotides long. It is a transcript of the gene ppcs, whose product is annotated as phosphopantothenoylcysteine synthetase. Gene Ontology annotation, molecular function: phosphopantothenate--cysteine ligase activity. Lineage: Eukaryota; Metazoa; Chordata; Actinopteri; Syngnathiformes; Syngnathidae. Gene Ontology annotation, biological process: coenzyme A biosynthetic process. The record is from RefSeq and is a predicted model, not a curated record. Gene Ontology annotation, cellular component: nucleus; cytoplasm. The coding region runs from base 117 to 1067 and encodes 316 amino acids. The transcript has 4 exons.
UUUUGACAACAAAGCGCAGAGGAAGAGCAUUCCACAGUUCCAGGAAGUGCCGUACUUGUGAAGUGUGGUCCUCGGCUUGAAGGUCUUCACUUCUGCACACCUUGGAGUCAAAAGCCAUGACAGAACCCGUAGUCUCUUCCAUUGAUGGCAAGCUGGCCGAAGAGUUCACCGCUCCCUCCCACGUGGACGAGGUCAGGGAGAGGAUGACCUCCUUCGCCCGGCUCCAUGCCGAGGAGGGUCGCCGCGUGGUCCUCAUCACGUCAGGCGGUACAAAAGUCCCGCUGGAGUCUCGCACCGUUCGCUUCUUGGACAAUUUCAGCAGCGGCAGGAGGGGCGCGCAGUCGGCAGAGUACUUCCUAGACGCCGGCUACGCUGUCAUCUUCCUGCACAGACAUCGCUCGCUCUACCCAUACGCUCUCAUGUUCUCCUCUGUCAACAUGCUGGAUGCCCUGGAGUUCUCGGAACAGGAACCGGACCGCGUGGGGGUGAACCCGCAGGUGCUCCCCAAUGUUGCCAAAGUGCUGAAGAAGUACCAGGAGAUCACAGACGCCAAACUCCUGCUCCCCGUUGAGUUCAGCACUCUGUCGGAGUACCUCCACCUCCUCAAGGCGUCAGCGCAGGCCCUCAGCACCAUAGGAUCCAAGGCCAUGUUUUACUUGGCGGCGGCUGUGUCAGAUUUCUACAUCCCUGCGUGUGACAUGCCGGAGCAUAAAAUCCAGUCUUCCGAUGGACCGCUUCAACUAAGCUUGAAGAUGGUGCCCAAAAUCUUGUCCCCACUGGUGAAAGACUGGGCGCCGCAGGCCUUCGUCAUAUCCUUCAAACUGGAGACGGACGGCGCCAUCCUACUGGACAAGGCUCAGCGAGCGUUGGACAUGUACAGGCACCAGGUAGUGGUCGGCAAUGUGCUGGACUCACGGCGGGGCCACGUAGUGGUGGUGACGCCCACCAGCCAGCACGAGGUGGUCCUCUCCAAGGAGGAUGUCGACAACCAGGUGGAGAUCGAGGAGAGAAUUGUAACUAAUUUGACAGCGGCACACGAGCGCUUCAUUCAACAAGCAGCAGCCUGAUUGUAAUCAUCUGCUGCACGUUGUUUCGAGUCUUGGCUUUGUAGUCGUAGUAGGGAUGACUAUGAUUAGUGACUUAAUUGCUAACAAUCAUGUGCAAUUGAAUUUUUGCAAUGUUUGUAUCAAGGUGUCUUGGCGCAUUUUAAAGAAUCAUGGAUGUUAUUAUGGGCCAAGGAGCCAAAUAACAAGACUCUAUGCACGCAGCACUUCUGCAUUUUGGAUAAGGAGAACGCUAACCUCCAGUCACCAGGCAAAACAACAAUAGCAAUAAUGACGGCAUCAGACUCUUGUCUGCUGAAAUUACGUAAAGUUGCCGUAAAUGACGUAUUACCUUUUUAAUUGCUAGUUAUCCUGGUAUUACUGAAGUAAAAAGGAUCCAAAUCCAAUUUAAUGAGUCAUUUGCAGUUAAACAGUAAUUGUUGGUCUUUGUGUAGUUAGACUUUCACUGCUUAACCUUUAAGACUCUCAAGUCUGCGUAUAGAGUACUUUGAAAAACAGCCCCUGCAGUAACAAAGUGCUAUACAUAAUGAUUGAACAUAAAUGGAACGCCUUUGUCAUUGUAUGGUGCUGCAGAUACAACAAAUCAAAAACAGAUCUUUACAAAAUACUUUUGAAAUUUCAACCUCGAAGUACUAGCACCUAAAUAUUGACUAAACCCAUUUCACAACCCCACCUUAUAUAUUUAAAGAAUUAGGUUAUUUUUCAGUCAGAUAACAUCCCAGUAGCUUGAAACAAACUGACACCAGAAACUCGUACUCUAAUCUUCCCACCAGAAAUGCUUAAUGUGUUGCCAUGCAUAUGGUCCAUAGAAGCCAUAGUUGUUUGAUGGCUAAAUGGGCUGCGAAACGACUUAUGAGGCAAAGUUUGAUGUGUGAUCGUUUCGGGUUCGGCUCUAUUUCUUCGACCCGAAACCCACGCACCUCUUUAAUUUGACUUUUAUUGUUCAGCAAGUUUAAAAAUCCAUUUGCUAUAACCCAUAGACUAGAGAAAUACCUAAAAUUAAAGGCCUUGAUAAGGACUUUUCAGAUCUCACAUUAUUUUGUCAUUAUGACACAAUCUCCCAAAAUGUAUUUGUAAAAACCCAUAUUUAGUCAUACCCCAAAUUAAAAGCCUUGAUAAGGACUUCCUAAGUCUGACAUUAUUUUGUCAUUGUCCUCAUAUGAUUCCAAAAUCUACCAAAACAGUUUUGCAUAAGAAAUAUAACCAAUCUCCAAAGAUCUAUUUGCAACGACCUAGAUUGAGUCAUACCUCAAAUUAGGGGCCUUUCCAGAUCAGCCUUAUUUUUAUUUUAUUUUUUAAACUUUACCAAUUAACAAUUAUUUAAAUGUAUUGAUUGAUAUUCCUGCUAACAAUACUGUAUGUCCAUCCCUAAUUCAUACAUGCUUCAAUUGUGAAAUUAAUUGACAUUCUAUUAUUUCUGUACAUUGCACUUACACAGUACAAACCAUUAAAGAUUGUAAAACGUUUA